UUGCCUCUCAGUCUCAGUGAAAGGUAGCGAAGCUGCCUUUCAGGCAAAGCUGAGGGAAGGAAUGCCACUGUUUAUUCAAUGCUGCUGCUGGGGCUCUCUGAUAAACACAAGACUGUCAACAUAGAAACAUGGCUGCCUCUGCGACGAGCAAGGCGAAUAACAGAGAUAACGCUACUACAGACGGUCCGAAAUGUCACGAAGAGUCUCUGUCGCAGUCACGGGAAAUAAUAAAACCCAGCAUCACGGAGCUGACUAAAGAAGUGAGGACGAACAUCCUCUGCACCGUGGAAGGAUGUGGGAAGAUUCUCCCCAACACACCUGCAUUGAACAUGCAUCUUGUUAAGUCACACAGAAUAAAGGAUGGUCUUGUCAAUCCUACGGUCAGAAAGGACAUGAAGGGCCCUCAGAAGCUUUACUGCUGUCCAAUUGAAGGAUGUCCCAGAGGGCCUAACAGACCUUUUUCCCAGUUCUCCCUGGUUAAACAACACUUCAUGAAGAUGCACGCAGAGAAGAAACACAAGUGCUUUAAGUGCAACAAUGGCUACAGCACCGAGUGGGACCUAAAGAGGCACAUAGAAGACUGUGGGAAGACCUACCACUGUACAUGUGGCUGCCCCUAUGCUAGCAGGGCUGCUCUACUCUCGCAUGUCUACAGGACCGGUCACGAGAUUCCUACAGAACAUAGAAUUCCUCCAGUAAAAAAGCGAAAAAUGGAGAAACUGUUGAGCGGUUCUGAAAAGGUUAAGGCCAAUGAGUCAACCUGUCAGAUCAUGCCUGCUAGUAAAGAGCUGACAGAGACUUCUCUCCCUUCUGAUACAACUGUUCAUAUCCCAGACUCAUUGAAUCAGAACUCCAACCCCCGUAAGAUCCUCCAGAAGUUGCUUCUGCCAAAGCCCAAGAUGGCUUUGGUCAGUGUUCCUGUGAUGCAGCUGGCCCACCUGCCAGUCCUUCUUCCAUCUACAGAAAGCGGGGCUCUGAGGUCUGUGGUGCUGGCAGUAGACGGUCAAGGCUCCGUCCGCACCCUGCACCUCCUGCCACAAGCCAUGGGAGCUGUGGUACCCCAACUUGAUGCUAAGAGUUUGUGUUUCAAGGAUAGCAUGCCUACUUCCCGCUCUAGCCUGGGGCCCAUUAACAUUGGGGUGCAGGUCAGUCUGGACACUGCAGGCACAGAUGACUCAGCCAGCCUGGCAGGGCAACGGGGAAGAAGCACCUCCACCAACAUUCAGACGGACAAAUCCUACUUGUCAACAAUGCUCACAGGAGUGGGGGUUGGGGAGGGGAUGGGGUUGUGCUCUGUGGGUGAGUCCUGUGUGUCGUCCUGCUCCCAAACAGACAUCAGCGUGAGUGCCCAAGUCCUCCUGCCAGUCAGUGUUGAAACCCAGACGUUCUCCUCCCGGACUAAAGCCACAUCCUCUAUUGGUGCUCAGACAGACAGCCAGUGCAUGAGUCAAAUUCCUUGCUCCACCUCAUCUGUGCCCCCAUACAAAACCAGGCAGACACAGACCUAUUUUGCCGUGCCACAGUUAGAGGAGAAGGCUCAGGACCAGGCUAUCAUGUGCUCUGACCUAUUCGGCAGUGACUCCCUCAGUGUCUCCACUCAGACCGCUCUGGAGAUAGAUGAUACCCUCACUGCUGCAGGAAGCAGUAUGUAUGAGGACUCAAAGUCAGCUGGUGGUAUGUGUUUUGGGGUGCAGACAGAUGAGUUCAAUUCAAACAGCAUGGCAGAUAACCAGACCCAAACAAUGACCUUGUUAAAUGACCUAGAAAAUAUUCUGUCUGACAGCAUGUCAGGCCACCAGGUGCUCACCGAGGCCUCUGCAGGCUGCGGCUCAGGUCUGGAAUCUGUUCAGGAGCAACACAAUAGCAUUGACUUUGACUUUGAAGAGUUUCUCAACGCCGUGCACAUUCAGACACAGACAGAGGAGAGUGAGCUGGGAGGGCUGGGUGGCGACACGCCGCUGGAGUCUCUGGACAUCCAGACCCAGACAGACUUCCUCCUGAUGGAUGAACUGGACCAAAGUGAGGGACCAAGUCGAGUACAAGCCAGCGACCUGGAGCUAUUUGAUACUCAAACUCAGACUGACCUCAAUUUUCUGCUGAACGCCGGAAGCCACAUGCCCCUGAGCAGCAUCCUACGACACUCAAGCUUUUCCAUGAGCACCGAGUCUUCAGAUACAGAAACGCAGACCGAUCUCCCUUCAUUUGCCACAGGUCUCUCUGCUCAGACUCCUGUGAGUCAGGGUGAGCAUGCAAGGCUGCUGAACAGCACAGAGACACAGACUGUGACCAGCCAGGCAGAAGGCCUAGGACACCUCUUCCUAACGAGCAAUGAAACACAAACUGUCAUGGAUGACUUCUUGUCGGCAGACAUGGCGUGGAAUAUGGAGUCUCAUUUCAGCUCUGUGGAAACCCAGACAUGUGAGGAGCUCUGCGCUCUCUUUCAGCACUCUGAGAAACCCAACAGCUGAAGCCCUCUUAGUGAAGCUGCCUAAGCUUUUGCAGUACAGGUUUUACAGUAUAAUGGCUGGCCAGUUCCUGUAAAAGGAAUCAGUCUACGCUGUCCUCCAGCGGACCACGUGACCAUGUCUUUGAACAUUCCACUGGAGACAUCAUGUCCAGAGCCUUUCCAGGUAUACUGUAUAUCCCGACUAUCUCUGUUGCACUUUAUUAGCUCAACGGGCAUGAUUUAUCAGCUCUUUAUCAGUGACAGUUUACAUAUUUAUUUGCACAUAAAGUAACAUUGUAUGUGUCUUGUCUGAAAUGCCAGUUUACUUCUUUGUUUUAGUGUAUAACCACUGUGACUGGUUUUCACCGUUUGAUCUUACUAUCAAUUUAAAAAUGACUCAACAUUUCAUUAAUGUCAGAUUUGCACUUAAAAGGGAUGACAUCUUUAAAUGUGCGUGGCUGUCGAGAAAAGGCUUAUAAAAUUGUUGUUGUAUGGCAGAUAUACUGCAUGAAAACAAUUUCAUCUCAGCUGUACAGCAAAGAACAUUGUGCAUUUAGUUUACGUAUAUGUUUGGAAAAGAGCAUGAAGCCUUCACUGAGUCAGCAGCACAGAAACAUAAAAUAUCUCUUCUCAGCUUGUGCGUCUAAUGGCUGCCUCGUUGACGUUGCCUUGUCAGCGGCAGCAAGACUAUAAACUCUGAAUGACAUCCUGCAAGCUUCAUGUUACCCAAAAAUAAAACCCCAUAAAGGCUCAACAGUGAACAAGGCAUUGCUCAAAGCCGUUAAGAUGUAUAUCUCUGAAACAUACCGUUACUCUACAGAUGUGGCACAAGUAAAAAUGAAUUGUCUUGUCAGUUGUUGCACACCUUUUAUUGAAAUGUGAUUAUGAAGUUUGAUGUUGUUCAAGUCAGUAAGCAGACUAGGCUGCCAUUGUCUUUGACUUAUUCAUUAGCUGGGUGUAAGUGUAUGCAGUAGCAGUCCUCUGCUGAAGUGAUCCAGUAAUUUUACUGUACAGCAACACAUAGUGGAUUAGCACAGGGCUAUUGUACAUGCUCACCACCGGUUUUGACUGAAAGGAGUCCUGUUGAAUUUCUUCCGAUUUCACCCUUAACAAUCAGACACACUAGGUUCAUUUUGUAUCUCUUCUCCAAGCAACUAAACUUAAUGUUUUGAUUUCAUUUUACUGGUGCACUGAGUUACCUCAUGAAGCACAGGCACCACAUGCAGACUGUGCUCUACUUAGGAACCCAGAGCUAUAGGCCUUGAUUAUUUGUUCAUUUUGUUACGUUGGUGCCUUAACCCAAGUAUUACCUUUUUUUUUGUUCUGUUACAAUUUGCUGCUUUAAAAUAGUUAUUUAUCAGAAUUACACUGGAAUUUGUUUUGGAAAAUGAACAAGCACUGAAAAUGUGUCCUAAUCCUUUCAGUCUUUGCAUGUUUAAUCCAUUCUGUAUCGGUUUGCAUGAAGUAGUGGAAUGUCCCUAAUCGUUCUCCAUAGUUUCUAUGUGGAGAGAUUUAUAUUCUGUCACAUGAAAAAUAAUGCUAUGCAGCGUUUUAUUGAAGAGAAUUAGUUUGAUACCAUCCAUCUCACUAUUUUUAUUUUAUUGGGUGGUUCAUGCUGUUACAGUUUAUAGAUCUUUGUAGAAACGGAAGAAUGUACAGAACAUGACACUGUGCCCAAGUAUAACCUGCUCUAUUUUUUUGCACCAUUUCCAAAAUGUCCCUGUGUUUAUAAGGAUUUUGACUCUAAACUUCCAAAUGUCUUGUAUUGAGAUCAGUACUUUUAGUUUGUGGUUCUUGAAUUCAAGUGCAGCAGUAUAGCUUCUCCCUGCUGGUUUAGUGGCACAGGGAAACGCCUUGCUUUAAACAGAACUAUGUGUUGAAGCCUUGUCAGUCUCAAGUGUCAGUUACAGUGCUUUAUUUUCUCUCUGUAGGGAAUGCAUGCAGAUAUUUUCCCAGCACAAAAUAUUUGUUUUAGCAGAAUUUUGAGUUUCUGUUGCCUAUAUGUGUAGAGUUAAUGGUUGCCUUGAUUAAUUAUUGAAGCUACACUACAAGAUGUUCUUAAUAAACUGCUGGAAUGUGUA
Molecule: messenger RNA, 4527 nt
Organism: Sander lucioperca (pikeperch)
Lineage: Eukaryota; Metazoa; Chordata; Actinopteri; Perciformes; Percidae
Gene: atmin
Product: ATM interactor
Exons: 4
Coding region: 129-2468 (779 amino acids)
Biological process (GO): regulation of transcription by RNA polymerase II
Cellular component (GO): nucleus
Molecular function (GO): transcription cis-regulatory region binding; DNA-binding transcription factor activity, RNA polymerase II-specific
Source: RefSeq, a predicted model, not a curated record